AUGCUGAAUUCUCUACGCGACCGGUUGUCCCGUGGGCUGCAGCAGUCUCCUGCUCCAGUUGCAGCAUACGAGGACGAGGAUGAACACGAACCUGAGCGCCGUCAGGCGAAUCCGAAGAGAGUGAUACACCACAUCGAGUCGAGCAUAGAGCGCGUGACUCAGUUUGGAGAAUUCCUAGUGACGAACCUACGAAACAAACUCGAGGCAGCCGAUCUAGACGAGAAUGCUGGGAGGGGAGAGGGCGGGGAAGCGGAAGCGGAGCAGCCGAAGUCUGUGAAGGUGUAUGGAGCAGGAACUCUUCCUGCUGGGUUGGAGGACUUGAGGAGGUCAGACCUGUUUGCCAAGGAAUCAGUUGGGGAGAGCCGUCGUCGAGAUGGCGAGGCGGGAAGAAAGAAUUCGGCAGCAGGAGCAGAAGAAGGGUGGGAAGAUGUUUCUGAUCAAACAUCUCAAGGCAGUGCUGCAAGAAGCGCAGGACAGGACGAGCUGGAGGUGGCGUGGAAGCCGACAUUCCAUGACAUGUCGCUCCUUGGUGUGCGGAAGGAAAUCCGGAGCAUGUGGGAGACGAGCUACGCGUCAGGAAAGGCGAUCAUCCACGAGACGAUGCAGGAGAUGGUGCAGGGUCAGCAGGCGGGUGCUGGGGUGAAGGGGCUGCAACGAGAGGUGUAUAUCAAGGAGAGGAACGGAGCUGCAGAAGCCUUCUUCUCAGCUCUCGGCCAGCAGCCGAUCUCUGUGGUGCAGCUCAGGAGGGCAGGUUUCUUUGGGGUUCCAGACGACAAGACGGAUUUGAGGUAG
Messenger RNA from Guillardia theta CCMP2712, 792 nucleotides. RefSeq lists its product as hypothetical. Lineage: Eukaryota; Cryptophyceae; Pyrenomonadales; Geminigeraceae. The record is from RefSeq and is a predicted model, not a curated record. Bases 1 to 792 code for a protein of 263 amino acids. The transcript is spliced from 7 exons.